This is a messenger RNA of Hipposideros armiger (great roundleaf bat), 3023 nucleotides long. RefSeq names its product ATPase H+ transporting V1 subunit D (gene ATP6V1D). Lineage: Eukaryota; Metazoa; Chordata; Mammalia; Chiroptera; Hipposideridae. The coding region runs from base 162 to 905 and encodes 247 amino acids. Gene Ontology annotation, molecular function: proton-transporting ATPase activity, rotational mechanism. The transcript is spliced from 9 exons. The record is from RefSeq and is a predicted model, not a curated record.
AGGAAGCGGAAGUGGAGUAUGCAUAGCCCAGCGGCCUCUUAGCAACGCGAAGGGGUCAAGUGACACAACCAGCUGACUCCGGUAAAGAAAGACGCUGUGGCUGGGUUUGUUGCAGCUACGAUAGCCCGGCCGGGGACCCGAGCCACAGAGUCAUCGUCAGAAUGUCGGGCAAAGAUCGAAUUGAAAUCUUUCCUUCGCGAAUGGCACAGACCAUCAUGAAGGCUCGAUUAAAAGGAGCACAGACAGGUCGAAACCUCCUGAAGAAGAAAUCUGAUGCCUUAACUCUUCGAUUUCGACAGAUCCUAAAGAAGAUCAUAGAGACUAAAAUGUUAAUGGGUGAAGUGAUGAGAGAAGCUGCCUUUUCACUUGCUGAGGCCAAGUUCACAGCAGGCGACUUCAGCACCACGGUUAUCCAAAAUGUAAAUAAAGCCCAAGUGAAGAUUCGAGCGAAGAAAGAUAAUGUAGCAGGUGUUACUUUGCCAGUAUUUGAACAUUACCAUGAAGGAACUGACAGUUAUGAACUGACCGGUUUAGCCAGAGGUGGGGAACAAUUGGCUAAAUUAAAGAGGAAUUAUGCCAAAGCGGUGGAACUACUGGUGGAACUAGCCUCGCUGCAGACUUCCUUUGUUACUUUGGAUGAAGCUAUUAAGAUAACCAACAGGCGUGUAAAUGCCAUUGAACAUGUCAUCAUUCCCCGGAUUGAACGUACCCUUGCUUAUAUCAUCACAGAGCUGGAUGAGAGAGAGCGAGAAGAGUUCUAUAGGUUAAAGAAAAUACAGGAGAAGAAAAAGAUUCUCAAGGAAAAAUCUGAGAAGGCGUUGGAGCAACGGAGGGCAGCUGGCGAGGUGAUGGAGCCUGCGAAUCUUCUGGCUGAAGAGAAGGAUGAGGACCUUCUGUUUGAAUAAUCUUUCCUGCUCUGGUUCUUUCUGAGGCCCUGAAAUGGCACCAUUUUAGUUCACAGUGUGUAGAUUUGGUAUGUGUCACUGUUUGUUUCUUGGCCUAAGAAUUGCACUAGUUGUAAACGUGCCCUGGAUAUCCAUUUAUGGUAUUACCUUUGCAGAAUCAUAAUUCAGCAACCAUUUAUCACAAUAUUUAUAGAACCUGCCCAGGAACUUGUAUAACUUACUCUGCAGAGGUGUCACCCUAUUCUAUUUACAUCUGUUACAAGUGAUCGGCUUACCAAGUGUAUCAGGGACCUCCCCAUAGGUAACAGCAGUGAUCUCAAGCCAGCUGCUGCUAGCGUCGCCUUCACUCCUACCCACUUGCACACCUGGGCGUGGCUGUCUUGAGAUCGCUGCUGCCACCCCUGUGUUGUUACUGUGGUACCAGCCACCCUUGUGUUAUACUGUGGUACUUCUUUCCACAAGCUUUAUGAAAACCUUCACUUUAUUUUUCUUUGCAUGACAGGUCUCUGGCCUGUCUGUCAUGGGAACAGUUUUGCCAAUUUAAAUGUGACUAUGGUAUAAGCAGUAAAACGAUUAAAAAAGGAGUUGCUCUUUUUUUUUUAAAAAAAACCCAAAACCCAAAACCCAAAAAACAAUUAAGGAACCAGAACCUGUAUUUGUGCCAAUAGGGGGCUUUCCCCCAUAGUGAAGAAUAAAUUAAAAGGUAUUUUGUAUUUCACCCAGAGGUUCCAAAGGACUUACUUGAGGCAGAAAUUUGAAGACAGGGUAGUCGUUAGAUGUGCUGAAAUCAUGAAAGGCAGAGGAUAUAAACACAGCAAAAGAAAGUACCCAGUGGCAUAUAAACACAGCAAAAGAAAGUACCCAGUGGCUUUUUUUAUUUGAAAUAUAUUUUACUUUUCAUUUUUACAAUACAGUGUGCAGUAUGACAUCUCCAAAUAACAGAGUGCAGAUAUAGGAUAAGAGAGUACAAAGGAUUAACAACAGAUGUCAGAAAGGUUACCUUUAUUAAGGCUGAAUCCCUGGUUCAUGUUUUCCACACACAUUCACAAAAUUACAUUCAAAUUAUUCCUUAUCAAUACUUAUUCCUUAGGCCAUGAGAAAAGGAAAAACAAGAAAAUCCAGAUAUUAGAUUUUCAUAGAAAGCAAAUCUGGAUUUGUCUACUAUUCUCCUUCCAUUUGUUCUGACUUAAGAAAAUUUAGUAAAGGAAGAUACUUCCUUAUUUGAACUAACAUGUGCAUUUCAUUAGCUAUAUCAUUCCUAUAAGUGGUUAAGACCUCCCCCACACUGGGGUCUCCAAUCAGAACCACAGAGGGACAGGAAAUGGAACUGGCCAGAGUGGCUUGACAAAUAGGUGUAUAGCAAGGCUUUUCUCCUAUUUUCUUUCAAGGAAGUCAGCAGUAACUCAGUUUUCACUUUGUUUAGGGACUGAAUAUCACUAGGAUUGAGAAAAGUUUGGGACAUCAACAUUUAUCUCUCUCUACCAUUGUUGAGGAGGAAAGAACUGUAAGACUCUACUGACUCCCAAAAUACCUUUUGUUACCUUGGACUUCCUACAGUAUACUAUGGCAUAGCAUGUGCCUGGUAGGGGAUUUGCUCGUUAAAGCAAACCUGCGUCUCGAUAGCACAUGGCCCGUAUGGCCCAGCGGUCUGCAGGCUAACUCUGGGACUGGCACAACAGCCACUUUCACUACCUGAAAUCUCAGUCUAAAUUCAAACUACCAACAUUUUGGAACUUAGGGUUGAAAAUAGUUGUCAGUUAAGAUAAGCAGCUCACAAAACUCCAUUGUCUACCAUAAACUACCUUUCAUUCCUGAGGAGAAAGUAAAUGGAAAACUGAAAAGAAGAAGUGCUUAUAUUCCUUGGUUUUCAAUGCUAAAAAAUCAGUGACCUUUGCAUUUCCUGCCAUAAGCUAGGAGUGUUUCAGACUUGAUGAAGAGAUGGCACAGUAUGUGUGACAUUCCUUACCUUAACCCAGGAAUGUUUCUUCCUAAGGAACAUUAUCUUGAAAGUAUUUCCACAUAAGACACACUCCACAGCCAACCUCGAGGCCAUGCACAUUUGAACAGAAAAGGCAACUUAAAAACUGUCUACAUGUCUUCAAAUAAAAUUAUGUGAAA